Xylaria bambusicola is the source of this 1743-nucleotide messenger RNA. RefSeq lists its product as uncharacterized. The transcript has 5 exons. The coding region runs from base 236 to 1369 and encodes 377 amino acids. Lineage: Eukaryota; Fungi; Ascomycota; Sordariomycetes; Xylariales; Xylariaceae. Gene Ontology annotation, molecular function: oxidoreductase activity. The record is from RefSeq and is a predicted model, not a curated record.
UGGUCGCAGGGUGGAGCGGGGUAGCUGGUCACGAGGAGUAAAUGCCGCCCUGAGAGAUUGAAGGAACGUGAUGUCUGUAAAGGUCUUUGCAAAACCACUGUCACCAAACCUUUAGACUAGACACAUGAUCGGAACCUAGUAAUAAGUGCUCCUACCAAGCUUGAGGCACCCCAAUAGUGUGGCAAAUAAUUAUCUUAGAGAAAGAGAUCAUGAGAGCAUCAAAUUUGCCGCCCGAAUGAAUUACACGGCUCGAUAUAUCCCCUCCCCUGAGGUGUUCUUGGAGGCCCAACUGAGCAGGGCACGACGCGUGAAGGGAUUCAAGACGACGCCGCCUGCCAUCGAGGCCACAGCGCGCAACAUUAGUGGUCUAACGCAAGAGGGAGAGUAUGUUGUGCAGCUCCUGGAUGAGCAUCACCACGAGCUUGAUGCGGCCGUCGCCGAUUUUGACGGGAAGCACCUCAGCAUCUCAGAGAUCAGUAAAGAUACUUUCUCCAUCCCAAAGCUCGGCCCCCUUCUGGUAAAUCAACGUCAGAAACUACAUUGCGGACUGGGACUGUGCUUGUUGCGAGGUAUCGAACCUGGAAGAUAUACGCGGAGGGGGAAUAUAGUGGCGUUCGCAGGAAUCGGGUGCUAUGUGGCAGAGACUAUCGGUCGUCAACCAGGAGGCAAAUUCAUUGGACACAUCCGUGAUUUGUCGAAUCACAGUGAUCCUGCGAGUCGUGCAGCUCCAUAUCGAAAUACAGAACUACCCUUCCAUACUGACGCAGCUGAUGUUGUUGGUAUGUAUGUGCUUUUUGCCGCUCCGGACGGUGGCGAGGGAACAUUUGCAUCCGUGGCCCAGAUCUGCGAUACUCUGGCAUCAGAGGAUCCCGAACUAGUCGAGGUAUUAAUGAGAGAAGAUUGGCCUUUUGUUAAACCCCCAACUGGUGGUCUCUACUAUACUAGAUCCGUCGUCUCUCGCUCCCCUGUGCUCUCACACAUACCAGAGGCGUUCUUUAGCCGUGGCUUCUUAAUCGACAACCCCGAGUCAAGCAGUAGGCGGCCCACGUGUGUGCCCAACCUAACAGGAAUGCAGGCCUAUGCGCUGGAUGCGUUCAAUUUUGCGGCACAGCGUCAUGCACUUGAGAUAAGAUGGCAGUCCGGGGAUGUGUGUUUCUUUAACAAUCGUCGGAUCGUUCACGGCAGGAACGCCUUCCGCAAUGGUCAGUCAGAAAAAGAGACAAGACACAUUCUGAGGCUAUGGCUAGGGGAUCAUCAGUUUUCCGGGGAACCACCGCCGACUUUAGUACCAAGGUGGAAGAAGAUAUUUCGGGCAAGAUCCGAAAGUGACAAAGGGGACGAUCUAUGGCCACUCGAGCCUGCACCGUAGUUUAUUCAUUACUUGUGGAGCUUGACGCAGAAUCCCCUUUGUAACGGACCUGCCCUGCAUCCCCUGAGAGGUAGAGGCAGUACGUGGGGGGUUCUUGGUUUGAAGGUAACAAUAGGAACUAAGACGGGUGUCCGUUAGGGAGGUUUAAGGGGACUCCUACCACUAUGCAGAGAUAGAAGUCUGGAUAGCAAUCUAAAGAGUGAAUCUUAUUGUAAGUUAAUAGUUACUAGUUACGGGAUCCCGUGUGGAUUAUAUAAGCAACAGCUGUUACAGCUGGGAGCAAUUGACAACAGUUGUCAAUUGGAGAAUGAACGUGACGCGUGAGAUUUCUACGUGAAUGAACAUAGCUUCAUUUUUCGAUCACAGUAUAGCCA